Thrips palmi is the source of this 471-nucleotide messenger RNA. Its product is annotated as CGG triplet repeat-binding protein 1-like. The record is from RefSeq and is a predicted model, not a curated record. Gene Ontology annotation, biological process: regulation of transcription by RNA polymerase II. The transcript has 2 exons. The coding region runs from base 1 to 471 and encodes 156 amino acids. Gene Ontology annotation, molecular function: double-stranded DNA binding. Gene Ontology annotation, cellular component: nucleus. Lineage: Eukaryota; Metazoa; Arthropoda; Insecta; Thysanoptera; Thripidae.
AUGUAUGUGUUUGAUCGGGCCAACAAAAUCAUGAUGUGCCGCGUCUGUGAUUGUCGAGUGGCCUGGGAGCGAAAAAGUGUUGUGGACCUUCACUGUGACUCGAAUGCUCACAAACAGAAAAAGGAAAAGGACAAGCAAGAUCGUGCCAACAAGCGGCAGGCGUCAGUGGCUGACAGUUUUGAGCGUGCUAAAAAAGCUAAAAUUGACAGAGAAGUGUUUGUGAAGUCCACAGUACAUGCUUUCGUUAAAGCCAACAUUCCACUUCACAAGUUAGAUCAUCCUGAAAUGCGUAAAUGGCUUAAAAAUUACAUGCCAGGAAGUGGUGAUUUGCCGGGAUCUGCAUGGCUCAGAAGUCAUUAUCUCCCCAAAAUCAAAGCAGAUUAUGAUGAAGAACUUAAGGAAACACUGAAAGGGAGAAAAGUAGUGGUCCUGACUGACGAAACUACAAAUAGAAAAGGAGACCCAGCUUAA